Molecule: messenger RNA, 1566 nt
Organism: Aspergillus candidus
Lineage: Eukaryota; Fungi; Ascomycota; Eurotiomycetes; Eurotiales; Aspergillaceae
Exons: 2
Coding region: 633-1034 (133 amino acids)
Source: RefSeq, a predicted model, not a curated record
CUUGAAACACCAAACCAAACAGAAAUAGUCUCACUAGGAGUGCCAUUGGCAACUUCUUUGACGCCAUUCAUGAUCAACGCCGGUGGGGAGAUCCAAGCCCAAUCCCUCUCCACACAAAGGCCUAAUAUAAUCUAAAAUUAACUUACCACUGGAUACGAACGUGCAUGCGACCAUGAGCAGAUUGGUGGAUUCGGGCCUUCGGAGCAAGAGAAUCAAGUCGUUCAAACCAAGCCUGCCACUGCACAGUGUCCCGCGGAGAGAUCAGGAAUCAGCCCCUUGUCAUCGCCAACGCCGUCGUAUGGACGCCGUCGCAGCAACUCCACUCGGUGGCACCCCAAUGGCUGUGGGUGAAUAGCGUCGGCGAAACAUCCACGAGGGAAGGGUGAUUAGAAUUACUAGCGGACAAUGCUAGCUGCAUCCCGGUGGACCGACAAUUUGCUAAGGAGUUAUUGCCGCGUCCUCUGACUCGAGCAUUCAAAUGACAACCCCGGUCUAGGGCUUCUUGUCCAUCGCCAUGAGCAGGCGCGGGAGGACCAAACGGGCUGUGGGCAGGCGAUUGAGCAAGAUGUAGAGAGGGGGCCAGCGGCGAAUGAUUUGUUCCGCAAGUCCAAAUUAGUAUAUCGCGCAGCAAUAUGGUAUCUAACCAGUCCCCACGCCUGUUCCACGCUCAGGUUUGUUUUUUAAUUCUCAUUUCUGUUUUUGCUGUUCGCUUUCUUUUUCUUUGCCUCUUGUUUUCUUUUCUUUUCUUUUUUGUAUUUUUUCUUUUUUUAUCCCCCUUCGAUUCCUUUUUCCCUUGUUCCUUUUUUGGGGUGGUUCUGGAUUUUCGAUCUCUCCCAAGCCAUUUGGCACUCUCUCCAUUAGUUCGACAAGCAAGAGCUUGUGUUUCCAUUAGUGGCCCCCCACGCUGGUUAUCUGCCAUGAGGGAACUUCAAUCAACCUUAAUUGUUUGUGUAUCAACGGGGCCGCACGAGAAGCUCGCUCCCUCGCUUAACUCCCAGACAGCGGUCGGGUGCGAGCACACGAAUAACUGGUAACUGGAAGAAACCCUCUAGGAGGGGACGGGUGUGUAUUCUGUGGCGCACGGUAACUCAGGAGGCGGGCAGUGCACGAGCACUGAGUCCGUGUCCGUGGACCAAGGGGGAAACCACUACUCUCGGACUAGAGAGAUACGUAAAACAGCCCAUCUCCAUCAUGGCAUCAUCAUCUCCCCCCAAGCACAAGCCGGAUCAUCAUUGUCGUCACCAAACUGUUUUGUCUGUUAGUUAGUCAACGUUAAUCAAGCCCGACGGGAAGGCUAGCUAUCUGCAGGAUCUCGUGGAGCACUCCUCCAUUUUAACUUUUUGGGGCCCGAAAUUAGGUCCGUGAAGCAAUGGUGAAACUGCUAGUCUGGCAUUUUCUCUCUCUUCUCGCUCGGACCAAUCCUUGCCAAGUGGCUUAGACAAAGGAAAUAAAUGAAUGAGGUAGGCGUCGUAUCAGCGCAUGCUAGUCCGGAGUCCCGGCUCGAAGAUUCAGUUGCUUCGGGAUCAUCCGGAGACGAUAGAGACAGACAGGCUCAGCGGAUUGACC